Molecule: messenger RNA, 439 nt
Organism: Meloidogyne enterolobii
Lineage: Eukaryota; Metazoa; Nematoda; Chromadorea; Rhabditida; Meloidogynidae
Source: the annotation of a GenBank genome assembly
UAUUUCAAAACAAACACUAUUUAAUUUUUGCAGGAUUUUUUUUUGAUUAGUAGUAUAUUUAUCUUUUUUUCCGGCACUAUUAUCUUUUUCUAUUUAUUAAAUAGAUUUAAAUGUUUAAUUAACUUAUUUUUAGUAUUUAAUUAAAAAAUGGGCAAGGAUCGCAAAAUUAUUGAGCACGAAGGAGAAGGUCAAUGGCAUAAAUCACAUAUAAUUGAAGAAGACGAAGUGCCAGAUGUUGUUAAAAAUAAAAUGCUUCCAAAACUCAACCUUAUACCUGAAAUUCAACUUGAUGUUUUAAAAUAUUUGGAUUUCACCCAAUUAGUAUCUGUUCAACAAACAAAUGUUUAUUUCAAAAAUUUUAUUUAUGAACAUGGGAAAGUAUUGGCAAAGAAGAAAUUAUUUGGGCUUGAAAUUGUAAGUUGUCUAUAAAAAUUGAUUC